This is a messenger RNA of Colletotrichum lupini, 2100 nucleotides long. RefSeq lists its product as uncharacterized. The transcript has 13 exons. The record is from RefSeq and is a predicted model, not a curated record. NCBI's taxonomy places the organism in Eukaryota, Fungi, Ascomycota, Sordariomycetes, Glomerellales, Glomerellaceae. Bases 1 to 2100 code for a protein of 699 amino acids.
AUGGCUCUUAUUCAUUUACGACUGAUAUGUCAAGUUGUCAAAGUCAAGCCACCACGGUCCCAUGCUGGGACAGGCUUAGCAUGGGAUCCCCCUUUGGCCACAAAGGUCGGGCCAGGGGGGGACAAUAAGGACGAAACAUGGAGAAAGAGCAGGCCAGGCAAGGCGGACAGCCGAUCGAUGGGGUCAGGGGGACCUUUUGAAUGGAAGUUGGCGAUUCAAGACAGGUCAUGGGAUAGCGCGGCGGGUAUCUCGGGGAUCGCCAGAGCCAAGGGAAGACGCGGAGCCUCGCUUACUCGGCAUCUGAGAAAAGGACCUGGACUGGAGAUUUCGAGGAGUCCGAAGAAGGAAGGACAGAAAAAUAUGGUUAACGGACCCAAAUGCAAUAGCAUGAAGAACCAAAGACCCAAGACCACUAUUCACCUUAGUACCAGCAGUAGCAGCAGCGGCAACACCCGACCUCUGGCUGAGCUUAAGCUCCGGCUGGCCUUUUGCGGUGCAAGUGCAUGCAAACGCAUCAUCACCGAACACCCAGCGUCCGUUGCCUUCUCCAUCCUGCAGAACUGCAAACAAGCGCUUUUCAAGCUCUCUUUCUGCAGACGGAAUAGUUAUUCUCAGCCUAUCGUCCAUCGUUCACCACCAAAGAUGCACUCCAGAAAGGGGAGGCGAGUCCGGGGCAACUGCACGACUGUGGCCGAAAAGGACUACCGUUACUCGCGGGUUGCAGCAGUUUGCGAGAGAGUGCUCGAGUACCUACCGACAACCGCUACCGCACGAAUGAGCCAAGGCCGCCUGCCGCUUUGGAGGGAAGGGGGGCGUGGCUGGCGGCCUACUUUGAGUGCUGGGCCGCCGCUGGCCCCGUUUCACCUUGCGACUCCGGAUGACCGCCGCCGUGUCGAUUGGACGGCCAAGGGGGACUUUGGCUACCACCUUACCUUCUGUGCUUCCGCAUUCUAUGCUGCAGGCCAGUGUCCGAUCAUCCCUUGGGCUGCGUCCAUCACCGUCCCAUAUAUCGAAUCUCAUGCGCCCAGCGGCGGUCCUAAACAGCGAACCGGCGAUCCGAGGGCGGGAACGACGCCCCAUGUCCUGGACAUCGAGCCACACCACUCUCAUGGGAGGAAGAACCCCCUCUUCAGACGACAGCGUCAGGGCCCCCGUCAGCCUUCAGGUACCAGAACGUGUCGGGCUCGAAGCUGUGCUACACCGACCGAGGUCGAGGGAACUCCCACAUACAACGUCCGCUUGAGCGAGUCCCGAGUCUCGAGUCUCAACUCUGGUGAGCAAGUAUUCAAGCAGGCGGUAGUGGAAAGUUCCUCCCAGUUUCACCCACCUCACCGGGCCGGCACCAGGCAAGAGGAGAACCUGUGGCUAUGGAGAGACGAAAGCACGCAACGCAAUCCUCGCAACGCAAGCGACGUACGCAACCGCACAAACGUGACAAACGUCUGGUUCCGCGUCCCGCAGCCGGCGUCCCUUUUCUUCCUGCCUUUCGAAAAUGGGAAGGAGAAAUCAGGGAUCCAUAUUGAAAUGGGGCUCAGAGCUCCAUACUGCGUACAUCCAGAGGCGGUUACCAAGUUCAAGACCAUUCUCUUGCGGAUACAGUCAGCCAAGUUUCGCGCCACCCCUCCCCCCCUGGACCCUCGCUCUUCAUUGCGACAUGGGGAAGCCGGCUCUUGGAUUUGCAAAAGACUGGGGUCCCAGGCUCACUGCCCAAAGUGCGCGCGGGAGAAGAAGGAUUUCUGGGUUGUGAAUAUGGCGGCUUGCGAAACCUACUUAGUGGCUUGCUCGUCCUCCCUACUCUUUUCCUACUUCUCCUCCUCCUUCAGCUUGAGUUGUUCGAAACUUGUUUCUCUUUCCACAUUCUUUUCGAAAGAAACAAUCCAGACAAAGCCCUCUUUGCUCCGUUCUAAACCAAACCUCGUCUCGACGACCAAACACACCAAAACUUACAAACCGAACUCACCCGAGAUAUCUCACGAUCGACUUGCCAAUACUACCCCAAAGAUCACUCUCAACCUACAACGCAUUGAUCUACUCAUCCCUCAAAAGAACGAACUCUCCGAAACGAAACUCUUCUUCCAGUCAUCCCAUAUCCACGACUGA